Labrus bergylta (ballan wrasse) is the source of this 5095-nucleotide messenger RNA. NCBI's taxonomy places the organism in Eukaryota, Metazoa, Chordata, Actinopteri, Labriformes, Labridae. The record is from RefSeq and is a predicted model, not a curated record.
AUGAACAGCAUGCUGCCUCAGAGGAGUGCUGUCGCCACACUGGGCUACAGCUCAGACUGUGGGAAGAUGGAGCACGGCGGCGGCGGCUCUGUGGGUGGGACGGUGCUGAGGGGCUCCCGCUCUAAGGCAGAGCUCCAGGAGCUGAUGGAGACGCUGCAGCGCAGAAAGAGCGCUCUGGAAGCUAGUUUAAGAGCAGCCGAGUGCAGCCGAAAGUACCUCAGCGUGCCUCCGUCCGGGGGAUCCCAGUCCAGCCGGCCUCUUUCAAUCCUCAGCAACACAGAAAGACCCCCAUCUGCCCCAAGAACUUUCUCCUACAUGUCCAGCAGCAGUGUGCCUCCAUCACCUCGCCAGGGCGAACGCCAACUGAGCUCCAACGGCUUGCAUCGCCACUCUCACUCUCGCCACCAGUCCCAAGACAGUCUGCUCACAGAUGGAAGCUCUCUACUCUCCUCCUACGGGCCAACUUUACCUCGAUCUCCGAGGGUGAAAAGUGGAGCAGCCAGCGUGCCGUCCAGCCCCAGAAUGGGCCGCAGACCCUACUCUCAGGGCAGAUCGGGAGGAGACGCCCGUCAGAGGAAAUACUCCACUGGCUCCCUCAACAGCCUUGGCCUUCACAGCCGCUCCCUGCCUCGGCUUCACAAUGCAGCAGACCCUCCUGCCUUGUCGUUACCGUCACGUCAGUCAGUGGGUUCCCACAGAGGAGUGGGAUCAGCAGGGCAGCGGCGUAGUCUCUCCUCCCUGGAGCAGCCGCCAGAUGUGACAGUACCAGCCAGCAUGCCAAGCACUUCCAGAAGAGCCAGCCUGGCCUCUCUGAGCUCUCUGGGCGUGGACGUGGACGGGACGGGUUUGGAUCUGAGUUUUGGAGAGAGACGGCUGUCUUUUGGGAAAGGUGGGCUCAGUGCAGGACAGAGGGUGGGUAGCAUCAGCUCCUUGAAUGGCAAAGAAGAGCUGAGAGAUUAUCAUCAGCAUCAGAGGGAUGAACGGCUCAGGGAGCAGAAAGUGCAGAGAUUGGAGUGCCAGCGGCUGGAGACCAUCUUAAACCUGUGCAGUGAUCUGGGCCAUGUCGAGAGAGAGCCAGCAGUCUCAGCUGUUUCCGACCUGCAGAAGAUCAACAAAGAGUUGGAGAAGCUGCAGGUGUCGGACGAUGAGUCAGUGUUUUCUGACUCUCCCAGCAGCACGGCUCCGGAGAGCAGCUUUGGGGCCAAAGCCAGCAGAGACUUCCACCUGUCUGAGGAGCAGCAGGUCAGCCAGCGCCAGCAGAGCGGCUACAGAGAGGCCAGGUCCCACUCACCUGUUGUCAGUCUGAACAGCAGUGCCGCUUCACCCGCCACCCAACACAGAGCCAAAGCAUUAGAGAGCGUGCAGCUGAAGCAGGAAGUAACGCAAAUAGAGGAGGAGAGGAUCCAAGUCCUGAACAACAUCGAGGAGCUGGAGCAGAAGAUCAAAGACCUGGACAACCAGAUGGAGGAGUCUGUCAGAGAGAUGGAGGUGGAGAUGGCGCUGCUGGAGGGGGAGCAGGAGUCAGAGAUGACCCAGCUGCAGAGAGAAAAGGAGCUUCUGGACCAACUGAAGGAAAAGAUUCAUAGCAGUGAGAAGAAGAGCCACACUGAGAAGUCACAGGAGGAGCAGACAAAAAGUCUGGAGGAUUUGGAGUUCCAGAAGCUGGAGAGAGAAAUCAAUCAGGGUGAGGAAAAAGAGAACCAGAGCCAAGAGGUGCUGCGAGAGAUCGCCGAGUGUCAGCGUCUCACUGUGACACGCAAGGAAAAACUCAUGGCGCUGAAGAAACAGUCGACACAGAUCACUUUACAGGCUCAGCAAGAAAGAGAACAUUUCCAGAGAGAGAAAAACAAUUUGCUCAUCAUGCUUCAGAAGGAGAGAGACAAACUGGCAUCUUUGGAGGGAAAGUAUGCAGAGUUGUCUGAGGGGCAGAACUUCACUAACAACCCUGCAGCCAUUGCAGAGCACUUACUCUCUCUGAAGGAAAGAAGAAGAAGCAGCAGCGGCAAAGAUAACUCCUCCCACCCAAGUGACGGCCUGUCUCAUAAGAGGAGCCAGCAGAUCCUCAACUCUUACGGCAGAUCCCUCGGACGCACGCUUCCGCCUAAGGCCCAUCUGCCUCUGUCCCAGAGCUCCAGCUGUGGCAGCGUCAUCCCACCAGGCUUCAGCUUCUCCCCGCGGGACCUGAACGUCCGCCACAGGCCCAAGACAGGCAACAGCCAUGCGCACAUGAAUGAAGACAGACAGAGAAGGAGUGAUUUUUGCAGAGGGAUGGUCUCUGAGCCCAACGUGUUCCUGGACUCCUUCUCGUACCCCGACAACAGCCAGACCUCUGAUACGGUCAGUGUGGACAGCUCUGACAGCCUGGAGACCAGCUUCUCCGCCUGCUCCCCAGACAACAUCUCCAGUGCCAGUAUGUCAAAUAUGAUCAAGAUGGAGGAGAUGGAGCGUUUACUGCGCGAGGCCCAGGCGGAGAAGCACAGGCUCCUCGAGCAUCGAGAGCGUGAAAUGGAGAUGCGCAGGCAGGCUCUGGAGGAGGAGCGGAGACGAAGAGAGGACCUGGAGAAACGACUGCAGGAGGAGACGAGCAGGAGACAGAGACUAGUGGAGAGAGAGGUGAAGCUCAGGGAGAAACAGAGAUCACAGUCCCGGCUGACUCGCUACCUCCCUGUAAGGAAAGACGACUUUGAUCUUCACGGCCACAUUGAGGCGGCGGGACACAACCCAGACGCCUGCUUCCAUCUGGCCAUCACUGAUAAAACCUGUCGGGGGUUCCUGGUCAAAAUGGGCGGCAAGAUCAAGACCUGGAAGAAACGCUGGUUUGUGUUCGACCAGAAUCGCAGGACGCUCACCUAUUACGCAGACAAACAUGAAACCAAGAUGAAAGGAGUCAUUUACUUCCAAGCCAUAGAGGAGGUGUACUACGACCAUUUGAAGAACGCGCAUAAAAGCCCCAACCCCUCGCUGACCUUCAGCGUAAAGACCCACGAUCGGGUCUACUACAUGGUGGCUCCGUCGCCUGAGGCCAUGCGUAUCUGGAUGGAUGUCAUGGUAACGGGCGCAGAAGGACACAUGCACUUCAUGGUGUAGCUGAUCCCAACAGAUCACAAUGACAUUUCUUUGGUGAAAGCUGCGCCAAGUUAUAAAGGAAAUGCGCAGCGUUCAGUUUGUUGGAGGGAACAGCCUUGUGUUGAGCUGAGACGGAUGAUCAUCAGGUGAACAAAUUAACUUUUGUUUACGCUUCAGGUAUUUGUAGCCUUCAAGAACAACUCAUGCUGAGAUUCACACUCUUUAAUGUGAUCAUGUAUAACACUACAUAAAACUGAUCAACACGUUUUCACAAUAAGCUAUUUAGUACAUUUUAUAUUUGUUCAUGUACCAUAAGUGUUUGAAACAUUCCUUAACUUUGCAUCAAUUUUGCUCUGACAUUUUCCAACUUUCUCCCCUCUCAUUAAAUAUCCUGCUCUGAGUUAUGAUUUGGAUUUUUGAUUAAAGACUUGAUCAAGGAAGCUUCUAAAUGAUCAGACACUCAAUGUCUGCUGCACUCCUAAAUUACGGUACACACUGAUGCUGCUUCACUGUCACAGAUGCCAAUUUGUUCAUCAGUCUUGUAUCAAGUGUAGGUCAUUGGUCAUUCAAGCUCAGGUUGAAGGUUCAGGUUCACUUCUGCUUCUUUUCUUUCUUCUUCCAUCCUUUCCUAUUUUGAUCAUAAGGACUGACUUAUGAUUGGACCAAGUGCUCAUUUAUCUUACACUAAGAUUUAAAUGUUUUUCUUUUCUAUGUCAUGCUGUACCACACGUACAUGAUACUGAAAAGGGGUCACGGUGUUGUGUGUCUGUAUUAAGUUGCAAAAACUCUAAUUUUUAUAUUUUAAUUAUGUCUACAUUAUGUCUACAUUGUCACAUAUGAUAUAUUCGCAUAUAAUUUUUUUUGUGUGUCUGAUAAUUUGCUGCUUCUAGACUGUCAGCACAAGCUGGUCUUGUCUGCCUUUAUGCAGGCCUGAAUGUCCAUCAUCAGUGUUCCUUCAAUCAGAGACAUCUUUUGCUUUUAUUCACAUUGCAAAUGUAAUUAUUGAAGGAGAUAUAGGCACUUUUAUAUUUUAUGUUGUUUUUUUUUUUUAGUCAAAUAUUCUACACUUACUAUGAGAAAGUGUUGCCCAGAUCAGAAUGUAACUGUGUGUCAUGUGUGACACUGUGCAGCUGGCUCCCUCUAGCUUCAGGAGAGGCUGCAGGCCUGAUAAGAUGAGGCCAUGUUGUGCGGCAGUCAUGCUGUAUGUACUGCGUCACCCACAUGUUCCACAAGACUUUGCAGUGAGUGUGUGUUUUCACCAGCAGAGGUCCUCAGUGCAGAGUUAUUGCUCUGAAAUGACGUAAUGCUCUGGCUGCUCCGUCCUCACUGAAAUAGAGCAAAAUUCACUGAGCAAUGACCAAACCUUCCAAAUAUGUGCAUCACAAGCACAUUUUUUUUUUUUUUUAUCAAGCUUAAGAUCUGCUUCUGGAAGCAAAACAGAAAACAAGAUCAUUUAUAUGAUCAUAAACAUGAAGUAUUUUAUAUAUAUAUUUUUAAACAUAUAAUACAUUUCUACAUUUGUCUUAUUCAUUGACUUUUAGGAACUAAUUGAUUGUACUGAUAAAAAAAAAUCACUUACACCAGCUGUUGGUUUACACACUGCAAAGGGCGAAUAAGGCUGCAGAGCGGACGGUGUUACAGAUGAGUUGGUGCCUGUGCUGGAUGAUUCUCAGAGAACAGACUAGAGGUACAUGUCAUGUAAAUAUCUCAUCCACAUACUACCCUUGAAACCAGACAAACAAAAAAAUGUUAGUAUAUUUUUUAAAUAAGUUUCAUAUGAUAUAUUUUGUACAAGCAAAAUGGUAAUUGGAUUAUGCUAUCAGUUUUUACAACUGCCAUUUGUACUGUUUCAAAAAGAUUAAGAAUAAAUCAUUUUGAUUGUGAAUUAUUCUUGUGAAAUGUUAUGCUAUCACUUCACUGAAACUCAUGUUUGAUGGGGUGUCUGUGUGAAAACCUGAUCAUGUGAGGGGUGAAAUGGGCUAAAUUGGAGCCGAUAAAAGGCUAUAUAAAUAAAAUAUAUUGUGUAUUA